AUGCGCUCUAUUGUUCUGUCUGCCCUGGCGGCGGGCCUUGCACAAGCUUACACAGUGACGAAUGUUGGGUUGUUCAUGUUCAAAAACAUCGAUCCUCUGGUGGUCCCUGGCAAAUACACCAGCCAUAUGCACAGCUUCUUUGGCUCCGAUGCUAUCACUGCCAACACUAAAACAUCUGAAGAGCUGCAGAAGGGCUGCUCCACGGCCAAGAACCCCAACGAUUAUUCGACCUACUGGGUUCCAACCCUCUACCAUGUCGAUGGUUCAAAUUAUACCGCAGUCCCUAUCUUCCGAUUCAGCGCCUACUAUGUCGAUGUCAGCAGUGCCGAGAUUGCCAUCCCCCAGAACAUGAAACUUCUGGCGGGCAAUGCCACUGCUACGUCCCAGGACGGCGUGGAUGGCAACGCUGGUAUCCAAUGGUUCUGCGACAGUCAGGAAGGAGAGGAGAAAGACGACGCAGCCUUCCCAACUGAGACGUGCAAGUACCAUCUGCAGACUCUUCUCCUCUUUCCCGACUGUGCCAACCCAGACACCCUGGAGUAUGCUUACUCGGCCAACCCCAAUUGGGUAGAUGGCUAUGGUGAGAAUCGUUGCCCAAUUGGAAUGAAGCGUAUCCCUCGUCUCCGGUUCUCUAUCCGUUACGACUUGCGGGAAAUCCUCCCAGACGGCUGGUCCGGUAGCCCUCCCUUGGAACUCGCCUGCGGCUCCUCCUACUGCAGCCACGGAGAUUUCAUCAACGGAUGGCUUCCAGAGGCCGCAGAAAACAUGGUUAAGGACGCUGCAUCCAAUGACCGCGAGUAUUUCCAGGUCUCUGGUCCCAAUGGAACGGGUGACGAGGGUUCCUUGUGCGAUGCAGAGGAUGCUCAGGAUAGUGACCCUACCCACGGUACCAGUGAUUACUGGGAGAGUGUGAAGAUGAUGGGGAUUUUCACACUAUUCUGCUUCGAGCUACUUAUCUCUCUCGACGAUGUAACACUCGUCCCUUUUUACUCGUACCCUAUCGACAUCAGCCCCUGCAGCACGAAAUGCCGAUUCAUCCAAAACUGCCGCACCCCAACCCCACAAGAUCGACCCCCGAUGGCUUACCAUGACAAAGAGGAGAUUGGGCAGGUGCAUGAUGUUUGGCCUAAAGCGACACAAGUUCAAGAAGCCGGAGAGAUAUUGCAACAGAUUGCGAGGGAUUGGCACGGGGCCUCUUCCGGCAGAGCGUUGCUUGGGGAGAGAUGGACGUCUGUAUGGAUCACAGGAUACCAUGGCCAUGUUAAUAAUGUCACCUACGUCCGAUACGCCGAAACUGGCCGGGUAUACAUGACUCGCAAUUUUGCCACACAUAUAGAUCCGGCUCAUAAGAAAGAAUGGAUGAAUAUUGUCGGAAAUACGGGGAUUGGAAUCAUUCUGAGGAGCAUCAAGAUCGAUUACAAAUUCCCCAUGAUAUACCCCGAUGAGGUCACGGUCUAUCACAAAGUAGCACAUGACCCAUCUUCUCCUCAUUCGCACAAAGACGCAUUCAAUCUGCAGGCCGUAAUUAUAUCAGAAGCGAAGCAACGACCAGCUGCCCGUGUCCACGAAGACCUGGUAAUAUACGAUUAUAGGCGUGGAAAGAAGGCCGAGAUGCCACCAUUUAUGCUGGAGCAGUUCAAAUCCACCUGGGAGCUUCAAGAGAAGGCAAAGAAAUUCUGGCAGCAGCGGAUCCUCGAUAUCGAAGCAAGGGUGCGAACGUUGGAAAAGGAGAGUUGGGAUCGUGAGGACGCCGUCGAAGAUACAGGGUCCGCAAAGAAAUAA
Molecule: messenger RNA, 1782 nt
Organism: Aspergillus nomiae NRRL 13137
Lineage: Eukaryota; Fungi; Ascomycota; Eurotiomycetes; Eurotiales; Aspergillaceae
Exons: 8
Coding region: 1-1782 (593 amino acids)
Source: RefSeq, a predicted model, not a curated record